GCGUAGUUUCGUUUCUCGCAGACCGGCCAAGGCGUCAUGCCCGCUGCCAUGCAAGACCUCGGGAAGAAGCCGGAAGGGGUGCCUGCAUGGAGGACGAGCUCAGCUGCCCCCUCUGCCAGUGUCUGUACAGGAACCCAGCGCUGCUGCGCUGCGGUCACAGCUUCUGCAAACACUGCAUCAACCAGGUGCUUGAUGGCCAGCAGCAAUCCAAGGCCCCUUACUCCUGCCCCAUAUGCACACCAGCUGGGCCCAUCCCGGAGCUGCAGAAGAAUUUCCAGCUGUGCAGCAUCGUAGAGGCGUUUACGGCUACUUCCGAAGGGCAACAGGGCUUGAGCUCUGCAGGGGAGAAGGAAGAGGUUCCCUGUGACUUCUGCCUGGAUCCGCCGAAGUCGGCGGUGCAGACCUGCCUGGCCUGCGAUGCGUCUUUGUGCCAGGCCCAUGUGAACAAACACAACACCAAAGCUUCCCGUAAGGACCACAUACUGGUGGAGGUGGGCGCUGACGCUGCUGUGCCAGAGAGGAGGUGCCUGGAGCACGGCAGGCGGCUGGAGUUGUACUGCCAGGACGAGGGGCAGUACAUCUGCAUGCUCUGCUCCAUCGUGGCGUGCCACAGGGGCCACAGCAUCAUCACCCUGAAGGAGACCUAUGACAAGAGGCUGGGUGAACUAUCAGACCUCAUGACAAGGCUGCAGGAACGUAAAACAGCUUUAGCUACUGCCCUAGGAGAGCUUCAGAAAGGCGAGAACCACCUCAAGAACAAUACAAAAACAGUGACUUCUCAGCUGCAAAAGCUGUUUGAAGAGAUGAGCAAGAUAAUUGAGAAAGAGAAGACGAUCCUGGGUGACAUUCAAUCUAAUGAGAAAAAACAACUGGCAGAUAUUACCAAAGUGAAGCAGGAAAUGGAACAGAAGAGAGAUGAGGCUGCGCAGCAUCUUCAGUCUUUGCAGAAGAUGAGAGAGCAACCAGAUAUGUUCCUCUUUGUCAAAGAAUUUAAACAGGCCAAGGACAGGAUUGUCAGUAAGAAUUUCAGCAUCAGCACGAUGUACAUGAUGAUGGUGCAGCUGGAUGAGGCCACAAUUAACUGCUAUCAACGCUUAACUUGGGACUUCAUGAGAAACCUGGACUCGGCGCUGCAAACCCUGCAGGGUAAACUCGCCAAACAAAUUUGGUGGACCAGGUAAAUCCUUUUCUUUACUUACAAAAAUGUUCCCCGCAAAUUUUUCCAGCAGUUAUUCAUUUAAGGACUGUGUGGCCUGUGCUCCUCUGCAUCAGUGUCAAGGAGAGCAGAGUCUAGAAGGCUGUCCCUCAUCUCAAAAGGGGAAGCCUCUUACUUCAUUAUUAGUAAGAUGUGAUUUGUGUUUUACAAGGCACUAACAUUCAAUCUUGUUUCUUUACAGUUAAGCUUCAGACACUGAUAACUGCAAAGCGUAAGUGUUCAAAAAAUACUAGUUAUUCCUCAGGACUCUGGCCAGGGGCUGAGUCUUGCAGAGAAAAUCUCUCACCUAAAAAUGUGAGUGGCGUUUUGUUGCAUGCCUAUCCUCUCCUAGCCAGGGGUGAGGCCAGCAGGCAAGCAGCCUCAGAAACACUUCCCAAAAUCUGAAGUGGGCAGAAAUCUCUGGGAACUCACCAGAGAAAUCAUCCCUCUUGAGCCUGAGGGAGAGACUGGGUUUGCUUCAGCACUCAGUAAAAGCCUGAGCCUUCCCGAGGGAAGGACUGUGGAGGGGUUCCCCCCAACUGAGCAGGAGCCGGAGCAAACCCAGUGCCUGAAAGGAUCCCCACACAAUUCCAAAUGCUGCAGGAGAUACUAAAUCUGUAAACAGCAUUUCUCCUCAGGCUAGCUCAGUGCUCAAAUAGAUUUCUGCUGCCUACAGUGGUGCAUCUUUUCUACAAGCUUGUUUGAAGAAAUAGUAUUUAGAAGUUAUUUGAUUUUUUUAAUAGAUAUUUUUAUUUGUGGCAACUAACCCCACCUUGUUUGUUUUUUUUUUCCCCAGUAACUGAAUUAGCUUAUAAAAUAUGGAGCACAGAAGCAGCACAAAAAGCAGGUAAGCGAUUAAAUGGAGUUUUAGUUACGCAGCACAGCUUAACCAUACAGUUGUUUUUAUUUAGAAUUAUGGAACUGAUUAGACUGGAAGAAAUCCCUUUAAGAUCAAGUCCAAGUGCUAACCCUGCCCUGCCAAGCCCACCACUAAACCAUGUCCCUGAACAUCACAUCUGUUAAAUACCUCCAGGAAUGGUGACUGCACCACUUCCCUGGACAGCCUGAUCCAGUGCCUGAUAACCCUUUUGCUGAAGAAAUAUUUCCUAAUAUCCAGUCUAAACCUCCCCUGGCACAACUUGAGGCCAUUUUCUCUUUUCCUAUCUCUUGGUAACUGGGAGAAGAGAUGGACCUUGCUACAUCCUCCUUUCAAGUGGUUGUAGAGAGCGGUAAGGUUUCCUCUGAGCCUCCUUUUCUCCAGACUAAACAACCCCACUUCCCUCAGCUGCUCCUCAUAAGACUUGUGUGUUUGACCCUUCACCACUAAACAUAAUGCCAGCCUCAAAUCUAGAGGUAUAUUUUUAAAUCAGUGUACAUGGCCAUUUAUUUGUCUUGUGAGCUCAAUCAUCUACAGACAUACUAAUGUCUGUGUUCUAUACAGAUCCAGACAGCUACUUAAAACAGGGAGGGGGAAGAAAAGAAAUAUUUUUCUGAGGAAAUGCAAUGCUGUACUUGAAAGCAACUUAUCAAAUAUGUUAUUAACAUAGCAAUAAAAUACUACUUUAUUAGUACAGUAAGUGAAACUUUUCAAUCUUGUGUAUUCCUGCAGCACAAAUGGCACUGCCAAGCCCACUAUACUUCAGAAGGCAGACCACAGGAUCAGAGUCUCACAGACCUGCUGGGAAUGAAUGGGACUUUUGGACAUCAUCUAGUCCAAACCCCCUGUACAACACAGGGGUACUGAGAGCAGGUUACACAGGAUUGCAUCCAGGUGCAUCCGAGGAGGAAACAUUCCACGACCCGUACCAGUGACCUUCCUUCCUCAACAUGAACUACAUGGAUUGUCCCAAUUUAUCCUGAAGUAAGAGAGAUGGAAAGAAAAAGUUAAAUAUUGUCAAAAUGUCCUCUUCCCAUGGGGACUUGCCAAGUGUCUUGACCUCCCCUGCAUGCCUGCUUUGAAAGCAAUUCUGUAGCAUGUGCAGAUUGAGAAAAGAAGUGCUAAGAAUUAACACGAACAUAAGAAAAUCUCCACCUGCUGCUGGCUUCCAAACUGUGAACUAUAUAAUCUCAUGGUACUAAUGAUACUUGUGUACUAUUAAUGAUGUCUAUUACUACUACUAUUAAUACUGUCAUUAUGUGGUUAGAUAACCAAAGAAAUGGCUAAAGAUACCGAUAAGCAAGGCUGGCUGAUUUUAUACCAUUGCUAGAAAUUAAUUGUUGAGAGCACUGUUUGCAGAUGGCUGCAGUAGAAAACUGUUCAGGACAAUGCUGCCAAUUUAACACAAAGGAUCUUUGUGGCAAAUAAUUACUUAUCUUUGUAUGAGUCAGCAUCCAAGCCACAUUUUAACACUUCUACAGAGCGCACAAAGAGCCAUGCAAAAUACCACAGUCACUAGUGUAUGAAGGUGCUUUGCUGGCCACAUCUCCAUAUGUACAGAUGUUAUUUUUUAAUCAAGCACAUGCUGUGUGUUCCAGAUGUAGCCCUUAUUUCACAUACCAACUUCACUGAAGGAUUUCACGGACACUCCCAGGCAGGUAGGCUCACUCCUUGUUGCUGUAGGCUGCUCUGUUCCUAGCUGUGGUUCAGAUCCAACAUAGAGGUUCACAACCUGGGUGGUUUUUCUCCAAAUGAUAAAAAUAUUCUACUGCAAACCAGGGUUGCCAACAUAAGCAUUUUUAAGAAAUCAAGGCUAAAGUUCAGGGUACUUCAUAUAAGUUAGGAUUCAUGGCCCUGACUCUAUUCUGUCACUUGUGAUAAUCUACAUAUAUCUAAUCGCAGAGAUUAAAAGCAAUAAACUCAGCAAAAUCCAUCUCA
Pezoporus flaviventris is the source of this 4010-nucleotide messenger RNA. Its product is annotated as E3 ubiquitin/ISG15 ligase TRIM25-like. The record is from RefSeq and is a predicted model, not a curated record. NCBI's taxonomy places the organism in Eukaryota, Metazoa, Chordata, Aves, Psittaciformes, Psittacidae. Gene Ontology annotation, molecular function: zinc ion binding.